CUAGAAAAUUUACGAGCAUCGCUUGAGGCAACAGUAAAAUCUGAUACGUGUAACGGCAGUAAAACUGAUAGAUGCUUUAAAGUACUCUAUUGUAACUUGGUAUUGUCAGUAAUACAUCGUUCUCGAGUACAAACAGAACAUGGAAGUCCACAAAGUUGUUUUAUGUGUUCAAAUCAAAGUGUGUGAGAAUCAAUUUUAGUUAUAAUCAACUUUUUGUAAAACAUUUUUCAUCGAUAUUUUGAGUGUACAAAAUGGACAUAGUGCUAAAAUGAAAUCCAUCUGAAUUUCAUAUGAAAUUAAUUACUGAAAGCAAAUAGAUACUUUGUUGUACAGAACAAUAUUAUCCUGUAGUCGUUUUUUAUACAAGGCAGUAAUAAUGUUAAUAUUAUCAGAAAUGUAGUGUUGGAACAUUGGCGUAAAAAUAAUCACAAUUCCUCUGGAAAAUCCUCAAUUAAGAUCGAUCUUAUUUUUCAAUAGCCUCCUUAUUAUCCAUUAAGCUGAUAGUCUUCUGCACUAGAUUCUUGAAGUAGUUUUUCGAUGACUUAUAAACUGGCAUACUAUGACUCUUACGAUGUCAGCAGACAAUAUAACUUUGAACGGUUCAUCUCGAAAUUUAUGUGAUAAUAAUGCGUCUGAAAGAAUUUUUGAUACCGGUUCAAAACGGAAAGACAAUGUCACUAAAGAAAAUAAAAUGACGUUAGACGAAUUUCGAACGACAAUAAAUCAAAAUUAUAAUCCCGAAGCGAAUCCUAUUUAUACCUUUUCACCUGAGAGCGCGGAAUCAUCUGGGUCUCAAGAAUCAAGCUCUCAUGAGUAUUCUAGUUAUCCAAAUGGCAUUUCAUUUGAAAAUAAUCGACGAGAAAAUACGACAUCGGUUGAGAAAAGUACUUUUGAAAAAGAUGCUUUGAAUUCGGGAAUAUUUUCCCAAGAUGGUCAAUCAUACCAGCAACACCAACAACAAACAUCAGAACAAUAUGAACAUUCGGGUAUCAGUCAUCAUAUACAUUAUCAGCAGCCACAGCAAUAUCAGCAUCAGCAGGACAUGCAAAAUCAAUCUAGAAUUAAAAGGUGGCAAAUGAAACAAGAAGUGCAAAGCCAUCCAUUAUUUCCACAAUCUAAUCAUCAACGUCUGAUGCCUGUCAAUAGAGGGAAUCAGCGCAAACAAAGCAGUGGUAAAAGGUCAAGAACAGCAUAUUCAAGUGCUCAAUUAUUUGAGCUUGAAAAAGAAUUUCUUUGUGGGCGUUACUUAUGUCGACCACGGCGGAUUGAGAUGGCAGCGUCCUUGUCACUAACAGAGAGACAAAUCAAAAUAUGGUUUCAAAAUCGUCGAAUGAAAUUUAAAAAGGAGCAGAAUUCAGUAAAGCCUGAAGGUAACCCAAUAAAAUCAGUCAAGAUUGAAAUGAAGUCUGAUACGAAACAAGAAUUGAUUGAUCAUUCAUCUUCAACUUCAUUGCAAAAUAUUUUGCCUUCUCAAAAUGAUCAAAAACUUGAGUAUUAUUCUAAUUCAGAGAAUCAUUUAUACACGUCUCCUCCAGUGUAUACACCAUCAGUUCAUCAAAGUUACGACCGGAUUUCGAGUUUUAAUGACUUUGUCAAUUACAAUAAUCGACGGCAAGUAUUUCCUAGCAUUACUGAAAAACCAAACGCAAUAGAUGUGCCAGAUUAUCGAGUCAUUUAUCAAACACAACAAUUAUGUGAGCAAAAUAACGAGCAACAAGUUUCAAAGUCAAAUUCAUCUGUUGAACGCAAUGAGUGUUUUAAAGAUUAUGGAAGAACAGAAAUUUAUCAAUACCAAGAAUAUGCAUGGUAUGGUUCAGCGAACUCCUACAUAAAUAAUAAUUACUCUGCAUCUCACCCGGGAACUAUGAAUUACCACCACCGAAAUAACUACGGAAAUCUCCUUGAAAAUACUAAUGGAUUUCAAGAUUAUUCUUCAUCGAUACCACCUGAUUUUCCAUUAUGGUCAAAUACUCAUCAUUCGGAAUCAACGGAUAUUGAAAAAACUAUCAAUACUGAUGAGUCUCUUCGUGAUACGGACUUAGAAACCACCAACUUAACGAAUUUGUAGUGAAUGUAUUUUUUUUUACCCUGUUAUUCCAUUAUUUGAAUUGUAAAUAGAAAUUGAUUUAAAAAACCAUAAAUUAAUAAAAAGUUAGCAAUUUAAUUUUAAUAGUAGCUUAACAUAUUUUGGCUAACAGAGCAAUUUUUUAUUAUAAAAAUUGAAAACUCUAUGGAAUUGAACUAGUUUUUUUUUCAUUACGGUAAUUUUCGAACUAUUUUAUACGUAAAGUAAGAACGAUAUGCAACUCGAUAGUCAAUAAAAGUAAAUUCAUUAUUCAAAAUACAUGAGAGUUCGAGGUGUGUAUUUUUACCAUAAUUUACGGUAUUUGAAAAAAUUCUGGCGAGAAUGAUAUUUUAUUGUAUUUCGCGGUAAAUUACGACAUUUUACGGUAGUUAUGGUAUUUUACGAUAAACGUACGGCAAUACACCGUGCAUUUACAGCGAUCGCGCAAUAUUUUUCUGUAAAAGUGCGGUAACAUUGCGGUAUUUCACCAUAAACGUGCAGACUUAAUGCAAAAUUAAGGCAUUUUACAGGGAAGCAGUGAAAUACUUCACUACUCUCUAAAUCUGAAACAGUGAAAACCACUGACAAGUAGUGUAUAUACACUGUUUCACAGUUAUAAGUAUACCACUUGGUAUACUUAUAACUGUAAAACAGUGAAAAGUCACUAUUUUAGAUUUAGAGAGUAUGUUACGGUAAAAAUAGCACAAAUCGCGUUAAAAGACUGUAAUUUACCAUAUUCUAUUGUAAGUUACUGUGUUUUCACCGUAAGCUAACAUAUUUUUACGGUAAAUGACCACAGCUUUACCGUCGACUUCCAUAUUUUUACCAUAAAUUAGCGUAAUUCACCACAAAUUACCGUAAAAUGCGGAAAAUGCCCAAUAAAAUACGGUAUUUUUCGGUAAAUAUACGGUAAUUGAUCGUAAUUCUGAUUCGCUAGGAAUAUUUCAAAGAAAAUUUUUUUUUAUAUUUUUCUGAAUAGUAUGUUACGCUUCCAGGAAUAACAGUAGAACAUAACAACCUGUAUACUAUAUCGUGCUGGUCACGAUAUUUUUUUCUCCGUGUGGAAAUCUGGGAAUCUAACUCCCGGCAGGGACUGCCCCCUCCCCCUUUCCCUACUUAAAGAAUAAGUUUUCUUAAUAUUUUCUAAGAAACACUAUUAAGUUUUAGUUAUUCAUAAGUAUUGUAAGAUAUUGUAAGAGAUAUUAUUAUUUGAUAUUAAAAAUGGAAUAUUAUUGAAUUGAAUUUUUUUACUGUUAAGGUAUUUAUUGUGUCUGAAAAUUUUUUAUCAAUUAUUGUAUCAUGCAAAAAUUUUAU
Microplitis demolitor is the source of this 3379-nucleotide messenger RNA. RefSeq names its product homeobox protein Hox-D3. The coding region runs from base 560 to 2068 and encodes 502 amino acids. The record is from RefSeq and is a predicted model, not a curated record. NCBI's taxonomy places the organism in Eukaryota, Metazoa, Arthropoda, Insecta, Hymenoptera, Braconidae. Gene Ontology annotation, biological process: regulation of transcription by RNA polymerase II. Gene Ontology annotation, molecular function: DNA-binding transcription factor activity, RNA polymerase II-specific; RNA polymerase II cis-regulatory region sequence-specific DNA binding. The transcript has 2 exons. Gene Ontology annotation, cellular component: nucleus.